AUGGUACCUCCACAUCCGAGAGUUGCGCCUACAUACAAGCAAGUGAAUGACUCUGAAAUGAUAAAGUUAGAUUUACUCCUGUUUCUUCCUUUGGAAAGAUCGGUAAGAUAUUUACUAAGCAAAGAUAAAACCAACCCAAGCUUUGUUUGCAAACUACUUUUCACUGCAUUGCAUUUUUUAAGGAUUCUUCAGUGGUGGGGAAAAACUGCCAAAGGGCCCAUUUUCCUUGCCAUCACCACAGAAUAGUAUGCGAGCACCCAAGUUGUGAGCUGAGUGCCACAAGCAAGAGUAAGUUAGGGGAGUCUAGGGGCAUGCCCCCAGGUAUGCUUUCCUGUGACACCGGUCAGAAACAAAAUAAUUUUUCUAUUUGAUUUCAUGAUUUUAGUAACAACUCACACUAUGAGCAUAAAACGAUAAAUUUCAAUGGUACUAUUUAAAACAUGAGCAGCAGUGUUUUAUCAGAUAUGAAGAUACGAGGCGAAGCCGAGUAAAACACACACUGCAAAUGUUUUAAAUUGCUUCAAAAACGAUCGAUCUAGUACGUUCAUUGGCGAAGUAAUUUUCAACAAGUACGUUGUAUAAGUUGAGAAAAUCAAAGUUAAAGUUUAUGUAAAUCAAGGGAAAUUUCUAUCACAUAUAAAGAUAUGACAUGCUUUAUAUGAUUUUUCUUUGUGUUUUCGUUAUCAAUUAUUAAUGAGUUUUUGAAACUUAUUUACUGGAUCAAUACAGGUCCUAGGGCCCUGGGUUUGGGGCAAUAGGCCAUUUUUUUGCAUUCACUUGUGAGGCACUAGGAAGGGCCCAGUGGUGGCAAAUGCCUGACCAGUCCAUGGUAUUAAAAAAUGCCUUGUACUCUUGUGCAAAACUAUUCUUCAUGUAUAGACUUCCAAUCACUAUUGCAACAUUUAUAGUCAUUGUUAAUUGUUGCAACAUUUUUACUAAUUGCUAAUUGGUAAAGAUGUCAGUAAAAAUAUAAUAGCAUAAAUUUUAUACGAUCUGUCUUUUUAGGUUAAACUCCAAUGGAUUAUUGAACAGCUAGAGAUGGCUGUUGAAGAAUUGGAUGCUCCUGAUGUCAAUUUACUUGAACAAAAGAGGAAGGUAGAUGAUGCUGAAUGCCCAGAACUUGUGGUAGAAGAAGAUGCUAACGAUUCAAAUACAGAAAAUGAUGCAGAAGUUGAUGAUAACGAUGAUUAUGAUUAUGAUGAUGAAGAGGAUGACAAUGAAAAAAAGGAAGAUGAUGAUGAUGCUGAUUAUGACGAUGAUUCUAAUGCUAAUAAAGAUAGUGAUGGUGAUGAUAAUGAAGAAAGGCAAACUAAUGGGAAAUGGGUAUGUAGACAAGAAAAUCCAGAUGAAAACCUAUUAUUUUACAUUUUAUGUACUUUUUUGCACGGCCAAAAAUCUUUUCAAUCUAUGUACAUGCAUUAGUAGUCAUAACGACAUGAUUUGAAAAUUUGCUCAAAAGACAGUGACUGAAGUUGUGUAUCACUAUCAAUCUUUUUAGGCAAAAUCAAAACGGAACUGUCCUCUGUGUGGGCAAGCGAAAUCGAACAUGAUGAGCCAUCUACAAAGGGUACACAAACAGAACCACACGGAUGCCCUUAAUUUGUCGCAGAGUAUCCGAAGGACUAAGCAAAAUAGUAAAACAGUUUUGGAUCAAGUUCCAUGUCCGAUCGAAUCUUGCCAAAAACCAGUGAAACGACUUGACAAGCAUCUUAAAAUGGUGCAUAAACUUAAACCUGGAUCACCAAGUUUUAUUCGGUAAGUUUGAACAUAUUUCGUUACAGAAUACUGUAAUCUUGUGCAAAUUAAUUUGGUUGAGGGCAGACCGGCAGAAUAUAUACUGCUUAUUAUAUAUAGUGUGGUUUCAAAAUUUCAAGUAUUUUUAUUACUGAUGUUCAAAAUGAAGUCUUCCAACAAUAUUGCUACAAUACAUUUCUUGAAGUUAGUCAAUUAAUUUGUGCAUGAUCUUUGAAUAAUGUGUUUCCUUAUAUACUGAUCCGUCGUUUCUUGAGAUGAUAAAUUAGCUCAUUUUCAUUGAACAGAAAAUCUAUUAAUUUUUUAAAUACAUUAAUUAAUAAUCUUGACAAAAUAGAUUUUAGCGAUAUUUUGGGAACACUUCAACAGGAAUUACGGAAUUACCUGUAUUAACGUGAUGACUAUAUGAUGAUUGAAGUUUAGUAUUGAAAACUCUUGUGCUCAGUUGCAAUUUUGUUUGUACGCAAGUUCAAGUUUUUCAUUUCAGUUGGUUCUAUAAGUUCAGAACUAUAGAUUCUUAUUGUAUAUGGCUAUGUUUAAUAAGUAAAUUAAGGCUAUAUACGGUCAUUGUCAAACGUCAAUUUGUGGCUUACAACUUCAGAUAAACAGCAGUGGGCCUACAUUACCUUCUUUCCUAAAUAUUUUCAUAUAAGCAUAAUUGGUACUUAUUUAAGUAUACUAUCACAGUUUUUGUGUAAAAUAGUUAAUAUUUUGUGACCGAAAUAGUAAUUUGGAAUGUACUGUACCUAUGUCCUGGAAAUGGAUGUAUUUGACCAAUUUUGCCACUCUAAUCACAGGUGGCCCAGGCUCUGUGUGGGUAUUUAUUUAUUUUUUAACUUUUUUAUAUUUUCAUGACUUACUCUGUUUACUGUGUCAUUUACUUCACUUUCGUCGAUUUUUAGGCAAUUUCGUUAAACCCAGCCUAUGUUGUAUGUCAUCUAAUAUUAACCACUAUCAAUAACGCAAAGGCAGGUAGCUGUGACCCCGGGCGGAAUUGGACCUAAAUUUCAACAAAACCGGCCGCCGAUAAAAUAUUGCCAAACGCUUCUAAAGCCGCGGCUAUACAUAUUUAUGUUUAUUCAAUCUUUCCAACUUGUAAAAUCCUUUCCCUGGCUUUUCCUUGAAGAAUUAAAACAACUUAAUGUAAACUAGGGUACUUUCUCCGAACUCGCGAGUCCAUCUGCUCUGGAACCAAACCGUUAAGUUAAAAUUUGAAUUAUAACAGGAGGUUUGAGGAGAAAUAUUUUAACAACAGGUGCUGUUACAAAAUUCGAAAAAUUCAAAUUUUAAUGGUUUGGUUCCAGAGCUAGAAGAUCUACUCCUGAGUUCGAAGAAAGUACUUUAGUUUACAUUAAGUGUUUUUUAAUUCUUCAAGGAAAAGCGAGGGAAAGAAUUUUAUAAGUUGCAAAGAUUGAAUAAACAUAGCAUGUAUAGCCGCGACAUCAGAAACAUUUGGCAAUAUUUUAUCGGCGAGUUUUGUUGAAAUUUAGGUCUUGCCCAAUUUCGCCCGGUGUCAGAGCUUCCUACCUUGCGUUAUUGAUAGUGGUUAAUAUUAGAUGACAUACAAUACAGGACGGGUUCAACGAAAUGGCCUGACAAUCGUUGAAAGUGAAGUAAAUGACGGAGUGAUAAUAUACUUAAUACAAAACAGUGAUAAUAUACUUAAAUAAGUACCAAUUAUGUUCCUAUAAAAAUAUUUAGGAAAAACCGUAAUGUACAAUAGAUCCACUGCUGUUUAUCUGAAGUUGUAAACCACAAAUUGACAUUUGAACACGAGUAUUGCAUGGUCAUUUUCUUGUGAAAUAUCAGUGCUAUAGGCAUUUUACACUUACAAAUGCUGACCCCUAAAAACACCAUCUCUGAACCAUAUAAACACCUCAGAAUAGCCAAAGCUUUUAUGGUUUGGUAGAUAGUACUAUGGCGAAAGCAUCGGUCAGUUUAGGAUGUUUCGCCCCUGAUUGGGGUUCGGGCGGCGUUACCAUGUUGAGUGUCAUGGACAACUUACCCUAAAAUAGUGGAGAUUAUCUGUGCUAAAUGAAAUGCACACAAACUCAUAUGCAGGUCCUAUACUAAUUGGUAUAGCGAAAGCAUCAGUUUUGGGCGUGGUCAGUUUAGGACGUUUCGCCCCUGAUUGGGGUUCGGGCGGCGUUACCAUGUUGACUGUCAUGGACAACUUACCCUAAAAUAGUUGAGAUUAUCUGUGCUAAAUAAAAUGCACACAAACUCAUAUGCAGGUCCUAUACUAAUAGGUAAGGUUAAUUUGGUAACCGAUUGAUUGGCAGUACCCUACCACUGACGAGUAAAAUGUCUGGUUAUAUUGGUUUAAAAUGGCUUAAAAUGAAAACGUAUUAUGAAAUCCACGGUACUUCGGGGAAUUUAAAAAAAUUCCUUUAUUUGAAAAGUUCUGAAUCUUUUGAUAUAUUUUAAUUUAGUUAUAAGAAAGAAUGUUCGAAAUUGAGAAAGAAUAUCCAGGAAGGAUGCAAUGAGGAAAAGAAGAAAGAAAACCUGCCAAAAACACAAAAAUCAAAACGGAAGUUAAUACUGGACGAUGUACCUUUGAAUGUUCCCUCGACCAGUCAACAUCCAUCCAAAAGUACUUCCAGUGAUCAUCCCCCAAUGCACUGCUCGUCUGAAGAUUCGUCACAGUCUGAUGAGGUCCCAAGACUUGAGAUCUUAGCGGAAACAGGGCCUUUGGAAGAGCCAGCUAUGCCAAAAGAAAUCGAGAGGAGCGCCAUUGCAGACGUCAUUGAAACCCAGCCACUACUUGCUCGAUUUUUGGAUCAUCUUUUGUCGGUCGAAGGAGGACGACGCGGGUCAAAACCAUCAAAAGAGAUGAAGUGGCGAGUAGGUCGACUUUUGUACGAGGUUGAUGAAACAGUAACCAACACUACACUAUUGUGGAACGACAACGCGAUGGUACACCUACGCCGUACCUUUAUUGAAGGCAAUCACCUAUUAGCAAAGCCAAAGAGAGUGGGUACCAUAAGAGCGUAUCUUACUUCUUUGCUAAUGUUUUAUAACUUCUUGUUAACAAGAGCGACAAGUUUGGCAAACGAGUUCGGUCUGCAGGAAAAUGAUUUUAAUCUAGUAAAAGAAUUUCGAGGAAGAGUUUCAAAUUGGAUGAAGUCGUUUACUGAAGAGUCAGCUACCAGGAAAACAGAAGUUCAUAGUCAAGAUUUCCAAUCCCUUUUGACAAGCACCCAAAUUUGGAACUUGUUGAAUUCGUCUAUUCACGAAGAGUUUGAGGAACGAUUUAAAAAUCUGGAUGAUGAUCCUGGGAAAGAUUUUGUUGAUCUUCGCGAUUACCUGGUUACAAUGGUCCUUUUACAAAGCGCACAGCGUCCUGGGGCUAUUUCCAAUUUCACUGUGAAUGAAUUCCAAGCUGGGGAGUGGGAUGAGAGCACAGAAGUAAAACAGUAUAUCACAUUAACUAAACGUCAUAAAACGGCAGGUACAUUUUGCAAUAGUAAAUUUGUUUGCAUUUUUGCAUCCGCGUUUGAAAAUUAACGGCUGCGAAGGACAAGCAUUGUUUGACAUCACGCUUUAAAACAGAAAUAUUAAAAAAAAUUAUAUACAGAUACAAUAAGAAAUUUAUUGUCUCAACCUAUGGCUAUUUUAGCUUAAAUAAUGAAUCCAAUCACCGCACCAAGAUACGUUUACGACAGUAAAGCCAGAGUUGCAGUAAGUUGCAAUAGAUACACAUUUCUGCUAUUUACUUAUAAACCUCAAUUCAUAUAUAAGUAAAUAAUCGUUCUGUAAAGCCUUUUCAAGAGUAUUUUCUUUGUGUUAUAUUAUAAAAAUCGCUGCUUGAAAAUGCACAUGAAGUUUACUUUGGUUGUAAGGUUUUAUUACAGUAAUCAGUCAAAUAUUUGGUACAAAAUGUUUUAAGGUUACAGACGUAAAGUAAAAUGUUACUGAUUUUAUAUUACAAUAGAAUUUUAUCACAAUAUUUUUCAGGUUCUGGACCAGCAAGCCUGUCCUGGGAUGCUUGCACGUACAAAUGUGCCCAGAUUUACCUGCAAAAACUAAGACCAACUGUGGCAAAUGAACAUUCGAUUCUGCAGCGACAUGAACAGCACGAAAAAGAACCACUUUUCUUUUUAACAACAAGAGGAAAUCCUCUUCCGUCUUCGCAGAUUUGUGGUAGAAUGACGAAAAUAACCAAAAUGCUGGACCCAUCGAUUACUGGUAGUGUGACUGGAAAGCGCAUUCGUAAGUCAGCAGUGUCCCGCCAUCGACAGCUUGUGGACUCUGGUGAAUCAAGCGGCCUUUCAAAAGAUGAACUUGCACGCAUGUCGCAUUCCAUAUCAACAGCAGAAGGACACUACGCCAUGAGGGAUACAAUUAAAGGUACAAUAUUUACACCUAAAACUAAGAUUUGUUUCAGAAUUUCCAUAUAUAGCUACAGUACUUACACUUUUUCAUCCAUAUGUAGUCAAGCAUUUUCACAGAAGCGGAUGGUAAAAUGUUGAAAAAUUACACAAAUUUAAAUGCUGUUGUUACGAGAAGCUGUUGGUAAUUGUAUAGAUAAUAUGAUGGUUUCGAGUGCAAUUUGAAUAAAACAUGCACGUUAACAUUUUAUCAAAGUUUCUCAAAGAACGAGUGCUAUUUGAGCUCUUUCAAAAACUCACGAUUGCAUGUUUUAUCCAAAUUUCACGGAAACCAUCCUAUUAUGGAAUAAUAAUAUACAUCAGACAAUUGUAGUUUUAACUGCUUAUGCUUAUAGCGAACUGUCCACUGACAAAGUUUUCCUGAUUUGUUUAAUCAUAUUAUACGCAACGCUAACAGCUUGAAAAUUUCACUCAAAUGAGUAAAUUUUGCUAGUCUUGUUUAAUUAUUAAGAUAAAGUCUUUGCCAUUAGAUGAAUAAGUUCCAUAUUUUCAACGCAAACUCCACUCCUACUUAUUUGACAUGGCGACUGCUUUAAUCUGAUUGGUUGAUUUAAAAUCCCAUUGGGUCAUUCCAGAAAACAUCCAUACCACCCCCACGGAGGAAAUAGGAAGUUAACCCCCCUAUCCCCUUCGGAUGUCCUAACACAUUUACUAUUAUCCGAAACAAUUUUUUCUCCCCUCCCUCCGGAAGGCAGAAAUUUCCUCUGUUAGGGGAGUAUAGAUCUUUUCUGGAACGACCCAUUGUUUUUUCCACCAAUCAGAUUAGUUUGUUAUAGAUUUUUCCACUGUCGUUAUAGAAGUUUUUCACUGUUGCAAUUACAGAAUUUUGCACUGCUGUUUAAAGGGGAAGUCAAGUCCGUAAUGUAAACAAAUGGUUUGUUUACAUUUUGAAUUGCUGUAUUUUUUAAAAUAUGAUGUACUGUCUGAAUAUCUAACACCAUUUUGGUUCGUUAUGCUUCUACAUGGAUAUGAAAUAAAGUUUAUGUUCAGAAAAAUUCGAAACAUUCAAAAUUUGGGCAAUGUUUACCUCGGAGGGCCCUCACAUUGUUAUGCGCAGAACCGAUGCGCAGAACGGACUUGACUUCCUCUUUAAGAUUAAUUGCACUGAAAUCAACCAAUCACAGUCGCGUAAUAUUUUGAUGUAUAUUAUUAGCAUUGUAUGUAGUGUCUUUUUUAUUUAGGUUGUGCAAAAGCAUCGAAUUUUAUUCGACAUGUCGCUGCAAAAACUCCUGAAAAAGGUAUAAUAUAGCCCGCCUGAAUAGUUCUGAAAACACUCAAGUAAAACCAUAGCCUGCAUGGCAGGCGGCCCACAUCGGGAAAGCCUGGGAAAGACAGCCUGCUGGGUUUGGCAGUGUAAUCCAAUUGAUGAUUGGUUGCGAGUCUGAGCCGCUGUCACUCAAAAGUGAAUAUGCUUUUAAGAGUCUAUUGCAACAGGUUUAACAGGACUACUAUAUGCCUUGGCCUGUUAGCCGCUUCACGUUCUGAACAAAAAAGUGGGCGGUUAUCAAAUUACACUGCCAAACCCAGCAGGGCAGUAUUUUACAUCACCUGCCAUGCAGGCUAGUAAAACCAGUGUGCUUCAUACCUUACAAAUUUUAAGAAUAAUAAUUGUUAGAACUCCGUACCCAAAAUUACAAUCAAAAACAGCCUAUGUCACCACCAUUUAAUGAUGUUUUAUUUGAAUAGAAAAAUCUUCAAGGAAAAGGAAGCUAGAGGGGUCAUGGAAAGCUGUUCUGCGCACAAGAGUAUCGCCAGAAAACUCUAUACGAAGUAUACAAAGUCGAAAUCCUAGUAAGUAGGCUAUAAUGUCACUGAAGCGUAGUUAUUUUAAAGAAAUCUCUUUUUUUUAGUCCUUUCAUGCGGCCGAUUUCUUUAACUUUACCAUAUAUAAUUUGGUGUGAUAAAAAUGCCCUUUUGACGUAUCUUUUUUUUGUACUUAUAACUUAUUCGAUUAUUGGUUCAUAUAGAAACUGUAACAAACCCACGCAUAAGUCCGAAGAAGAAAAAGAUAUGGUUUCGCCCGAAUGAAAUCCAAGCGCUCCUUAAGGCUAUGGAAGCACAUCAAAAUGCAGGCAACGUUGAACCUGAUGGUCUUUGGCAAACCAUUGAAAGUAAUGAAGCUUGUCAAAAGUUAAAAUUAACCAAAAAAUACACCAAAAUUCAACUAUGCAAUAAAGUAAAAAAAAUGGCUAAGGGAAAGAAAUAG
Molecule: messenger RNA, 8349 nt
Organism: Paramuricea clavata
Lineage: Eukaryota; Metazoa; Cnidaria; Anthozoa; Malacalcyonacea; Plexauridae
Source: the annotation of a GenBank genome assembly